AUGAUGGAUGGUUGGAUUGAGGUGAAGCCGUACCUACCGGCGGGUGUCAAGAGGAUUAUCGGUCGAGGAGCAACAUUCUGGAUUGGCGAGCUCAACGAAGCCACUGUGCUCAAGUACCCCAACGAAAUCGGCCUUCUCGACCCAGAUGAAGCAAGGAAUAACCUGAUAGUCGAGAGUAAGAUGUUUGAGGAGAUUGGGGAACACGACCACAUCAUCAAGUCACGAGGCCUUCGCGAGGAUGGAUUCCUCAUACUCGAGCGGGCAACCAAUGGCAAUAUCUUCGACUACAUGGCCAACCAUCCACACCUGCCAGAAAUUUCUCGCCUACGAUGGUGUGUCGAGACGUGCAAGGCGUUAGUCCACUGCCAUAAGCACCACGUAUUGCACUGCGACAUCCGUCACCGCAACAUUCUACUCGACGACAAACUCAGGGUCAAACUGGCCGACUUUCAAGGCCGUCUGAUUACGACUGGAGGAGAGACCGUCCUCGACGGUGGAUCUCAGGAGCAGGCUCAGUACUAUUGCCCUCGAAACACCACGAAUCAUGCCGACGUUAAAACAGAUCUUUUCGGGUUCGGCUCAACAAUCUUCUUCCUUAUGGUCGGGCACGAACCAUUUCCUGAUAUCAGUGGGCAAAAUGAAGGCGACGACGAGGAAGUUGAGCGCCGUUUCCGGUCCGGUGAAUUCCCGGAAGAGAUACAUGUCUGUACUCAAGUAGUGGAGAAGUGCUGGAAGCUGAGUUACAACUCUGCCGAAGGGGUUUUACAGGAUCUAGAAGCACUCAUGAUGGGCGCAAUGCAGAUUUGA
This is a messenger RNA of Colletotrichum destructivum, 807 nucleotides long. RefSeq names its product Putative tyrosine-protein kinase, active. Lineage: Eukaryota; Fungi; Ascomycota; Sordariomycetes; Glomerellales; Glomerellaceae. The transcript has a single exon. Gene Ontology annotation, molecular function: ATP binding; protein tyrosine kinase activity. Bases 1 to 807 code for a protein of 268 amino acids. Gene Ontology annotation, biological process: protein phosphorylation. The record is from RefSeq and is a predicted model, not a curated record.